Prunus persica (peach) is the source of this 1369-nucleotide messenger RNA. RefSeq names its product disease resistance protein TAO1. The record is from RefSeq and is a predicted model, not a curated record. The transcript is spliced from 2 exons. The coding region runs from base 26 to 1369 and encodes 447 amino acids. NCBI's taxonomy places the organism in Eukaryota, Viridiplantae, Streptophyta, Magnoliopsida, Rosales, Rosaceae.
CUUGAAUGCUGACAGUUUCUCGAAGAUGAAAAAUCUUAAAAUUUUCAUAAUAUAUAACGCAUGCAUUUCUGGUGAUGUUCAUUAUCUCCCAAACUCGUUAAGAGUGCUUGAUUGGUGUGGAUAUCCGUUCCAAUCUUUUCCACCCAAUUUUCGUCCUAAGCAACUAGGUGUGCUCAAUAUGCCUCGCAGCCGCAUCAAACAACUAGGGGAGGGAUUGAAGCAUUUGACAAAGUUGACAUCUCUGAAUUUCGAGGGAUCUCAAUUCCUAAUUGAAAUCCCCGACCUAUCCAGCAGCCCAAACUUAAGGUACUUGAAUGCGAAUGGUUGUACAAGUUUAGUCGAGGUUCAUCCAUCUGUUGGAUAUCUUGAUAAACUUCUAGUAUUAGAUUUUAGUUAUUGUUGUGAACUUACGAAGUUUCCAAAUAAAGUUAGGUUGAAAUCUCUGAAUUUUUUUGGUCUUUACGGUUGCAUAAAGUUGGAGAGUUUCCCAGAAAUUGUGGACAAAAUGGAAUCCUUAAAUGAAUUGAACCUUGAGAGAAGUGCUAUAAAAGAUUUGCCUGCAUCAAUUGGACAUCUCAUUGGGCUGGAAAGUUUGAACUUAAGAGGAAGUGCUAUAAAAGAGUUGCCUUCAUUCGUUGGAAAUCUCACUGUUUUGAAUACUUUAUUCUUAGAUGGAAGUGCUAUAGAAGAGUUGCCUUCAUCAAUUGGAAAUCUCACUGCGGUUACAACAUUAACUUUAGAAGGAUGUGAAAACCUUGCAAAUCUGCCACAAAGUAUUUAUGGAUUGCAAAAUAUCCGUCAUAUUACACUCGGUCAAUGCCCAAAACUUGUCACACUUCCAUUGAAUGCAGAAUCACUUCCCUUGGAGGUUCGAACCAACGCAAACAAUCCACACGAUGACGGGUGGGUGAUGUAUUUUGAAGAAUGCAAUGUAUCAAACUUUGAUUCCUUGGAGAAUUUUUGUUGGUGGUCCAUGUUAAUAAGAAUUAAUCUAUCCAAAAGCAAUUUUGUCAGUCUUCCUGUGUGCAUUAGCAAAUGUGUCAACUUGCUAUAUCUUGAUUUGACGGGUUGCAAAAGGCUUGUAGAAAUUCUAGUACAACUUCCAGUUUCUAUACUAGAGAUCUAUAUGGCUGAUUGCAUAUCAUUGGAAAGAUUUUCAACAUUGUCGAAGAUAUUGGAAGACGGAGACAUGCAAGACAUUAGUUACAUGGACUUGUCUAAUUGCCAUAGGCUAGGGUUGGACGUUUCAAAGAUGGCAAAAAUUGUACUGAAUAAUGAGGUGACGUAUUUAUCUUUUUUCUAUAUAAUUAAUAUGCAUACAUUACAUAUAUUGUUAAUAUUAUACUAUGUACGCUGCACGCACGACUAA